AUGAGUGUGAAGAGGAGCAUCCCGGUGGUGAGGCACAUCAUCAGGGACAGCGACCUGGCAACCAGACAGAAUAUAAGGCCUGUGGAUUUGAAUCGAGUUGUUAAUCUAAUAGAAGAUCGAUUCUCAUGCAACCUUGUUGAUAGACAUCUGCAUGCUUUGAAGAGGGUGGUGAAACGUUAUCAGUUUGGUUUUCCAAUUAAAGACUUGGUUCUAGUCUUUAAAAUUCUUAAUCUUUGUGCAGAAAAAGUAAAAGAUCAGGGUGCCUAUGUAAAGCCAAUAUGUGAAAUCCUCAAACUGUGUGGCUUACCCUUUCUAAAGGAGAAAUCAUCUGAUGAGUCCACCUUUGCCCAAGUUGUGUCAGAGUCUAUUUCGCAAAUGGGUUACUUACUGAGGGUAUGCAAUGCAGAGGUCCGAUUACAAAUCUGUGACUCCAUCAUGAGACUGUAUGCAAAAGACUCGCCCAGACAGGAAAUUGAAGAAUAUUAUCCAACAAGUAAAAGCUACAAUAUGCAAAUGAUUGAAGAGAGUGGUGUGGUAGAAACCCUGGUCAUGGGGCUUACCCUGGUUGAAAACCAACCAAAGGUCAAGUUACAAAUAAUCCAGACCUUGCAGUGUCUUUCACAUUCAUCUGCUGUGAACUGUAACCUGAUGUUGAAUGCACUGGCAGCAAAUAAAAUCUGCCGCAUCCUAAACGAUCCAGAUCCAACUGGCCAACUUUUGUUUUGCUCAUCUGAGGUCCUAUGGAACUUACUCGAACAGGCCUCUGAAAAGGAGCUUAUGAAUCAGCUGAGUGAUUUUGACUGUAUCUGUGCUUUGAAAGAAGUCUUUUUGAACCAAAUGAUAAAUGGUCAUAGCAAUUCCGAACGCCAGCUGCGAAACGAUUUGCUAAUAAUAACUACAAGUCUAGCAGAGCAUCCUAUGAUUCCAUUUAUUGAAACUGGCUUUACUAAGCUACUGAUAAUGUUUGCUGCAUUCCCUGAAGUAAAGAGCCAUAACCCAUUGGUUCAAGGCAUUAAAAUUUCCAGCAAUCAUGAAGAUUUUGAAAUGAAAAAAAUAUUCUUCAAUUUACUUGUUGCUUUGACAAAUGACCUUGCUUCUAUACAGCUGCUUAGUGAAGGAGGAGCACUACUAGCCCUGUUUCAUUAUGUUCAACCAAAUGAGAAUCCUGGAGUUCGGGAUUGGUCUCCUGCCCAGUAUGAAGAGCUUCAGCUUCAUGCCUUGGCUACUUUGAUCUCACUGGCUCCAGUCAUGGUGGAUGACUACAUGAAAUGCCAAGGAAAUACCCGUCUGCUGCUUCUGUUAGAUUGGUGCAUAAGUCAAAAUCCAUAUUAUGGUAAAGGCAAUUCAUUCCAUGCUACUGGUGGCCAUGGCAGUAAGAAAGCUCAAAUGCACUACUGUCUAAGACUCCUAAGAUCUAUGGCAUCCCUUGGUGAAGAGUUGGUAAACCAGAACUUACACGACCAAGGAGUUAUUUCUCAACUUCUAGAUAUUCUGAAAAUCAUGACGAACAGCUCAGAGGAAGAAACCAAACUCAAUUUGGAUAUGCAAACUGACAUCCUCAUCAUCUUAUCCAGCAUAUGUGAAAAUGAUAUUCAUAGAAAGGAACUUUUUGGUGCCUUUGGAGUAGAUAUUCUCAUCAAGCUAUUAAAGAUUGACCCAAAUAAGUUCUAUAGUGGCAUGGGUCACAACAAGCUAAUACUGGCAACAGUAGAUUGUGUCUGGUGCUGCAUUGUUGGGUGCUACACAGCUGAAGACAGCUUUCUUGAAAUGGGAGGCAUUUUUCUUUUCUUAGAUUUGCUUGAGGCAAGCCCAAAGCGCAUGCAUAGUUUGAUACUUGGAACCCUACUUGAGUUAUGCGACAACCCAAAAACGGCUUAUCACAUAAAUGUGUGGCGUGGAAAACAUGAUUCUACAGCAGCUAGUCUUCUCCUACAACUUUGGAGGGAAGAGGAGAAACAAAUGCGAGUCAAGCGGGAUGACCAUGGAAGAAUUUUAGAUAGCAAAAAACCUCUGGUUGGAAUUACACAGGAUGAAUAUGGAACAAUCACUUUACCGUCCAAUCGCCUCAGUCCUGCAGUAAUUGAUGUUGCUGAAAAUUCAAGGGUGAAAAUUUAUUCUAUUUUCUGCAAAUUAGGCUUUGAAGAUCUACCUGGUUUGUCUGCACAUGAUUAUGUCACACUUGCCAUUGUACAUCGAUACCUAGACUUCAUGGUAGGAUGCAUAUGGAGUGAAAUUGAGAAGGAAUUGAAGCAGGAAGCAGUCCAUCCAAUUGCAGUGGACAUCGACAGCAUGCAUAUUAUUUUGAAGCAUUAUGAGAAUCUUGGCAGACAGAUUGCUCACUAUCAAACUGAUAUACUUGAAAACCAAGAAAAACAGGAUAAAUACGAUGAACAGAAAAUGUACUCAGAGAUACAACACAACCACAAACAAACAGAAAUGUUCAAGAAGUCGUGGCAGGAGUAUGUGGCCAGAACAUCAAACUAUGAAAUCUUGAAGAAAGCUAAAAAGGAUCAAGAACGCAGCAUAGAAUUGUCCAAGGUGAAGAAUAAAAAUUUGAGUAGCAUUAUCCAUAAGACUGAAAUUGCAGGUUUACACACAACUGGUUUCUGGGGACGUUUCACGUCAAUCGAAAGCACAUCGAAGGAGUUACUAGGAGGUCCAUUUUCACCUCCAAAUCUUAAGAUAACAGGAACGUGCAGAGAUAGUCCAACAAUGAAAACUGGGGAUUCUGGAAGCAAACUUAAACAUACCUCAUGUUCUGUAUCUGUAAAAUGA
This is a messenger RNA of Hemiscyllium ocellatum (epaulette shark), 2775 nucleotides long. RefSeq names its product cilia- and flagella-associated protein 69-like. The transcript is spliced from 23 exons. Gene Ontology annotation, cellular component: sperm midpiece; non-motile cilium. The record is from RefSeq and is a predicted model, not a curated record. Gene Ontology annotation, biological process: positive regulation of flagellated sperm motility; olfactory behavior; response to odorant. Bases 1 to 2775 code for a protein of 924 amino acids. NCBI's taxonomy places the organism in Eukaryota, Metazoa, Chordata, Chondrichthyes, Orectolobiformes, Hemiscylliidae.